Molecule: messenger RNA, 2061 nt
Organism: Corylus avellana
Lineage: Eukaryota; Viridiplantae; Streptophyta; Magnoliopsida; Fagales; Betulaceae
Product: Concanavalin A-like lectin protein kinase family protein
Biological process (GO): protein phosphorylation
Molecular function (GO): protein kinase activity; carbohydrate binding; ATP binding
Source: RefSeq, a predicted model, not a curated record
AUGCCUUCUCUUUUGCUCUUCUGGGUCCAUUUCUUUCUCUUCUUUGACUUCAUUUUUCCCUCACUUUCUGGCCCGUUCUUUCCUGAAAAGAAUCUCACCCUCUUUGGUGACGCCUACUUCAGAAACAAUGUCAUUGGUCUCACCCAAGAACUCAGCUGCCUCUCUUCUUCUUCUUCCCCUUCUCCUCCUCCUCCUUCUUCUUCUUCUGCGGUUGGAAGAGCUUUCUACGUCUACCCAAUUCGUUUUCUUGAUUCUACCACCAACUCCACCGCUUCUUUCUCGUGCCGUUUCUCCUUCUCCAUCAUACCUUCUUCACUCUGCCCCUCCGGCGAUGGGAUUGCGUUUUUGAUAACUUCCAAUGCCGAAUCUUUCAGCUCUUCUCGUGGCUAUAUGGGUCUUCCGGACCAGGCCUUAUACGCGCAAGACCCGUUUUUCGCUGUGGAAUUUGAUACCAGUUACGAUCCUUCGCUUGGCGACAUCAAUGGGAAUCAUGUAGGCAUCGAUGUCAGCACCAUCAUAUCAGCCGCUUCGGUUGAUGUAUUUUCGAGUGGGAUCGAUUUGAAAAGUGGUAGACAGAUUACGGCUUGGAUUGAGUACAGAGAUGCCAUGAAAAUGAUCCGGGUGUGGGUCGGGUACUCGCACAUUAGGCCUCCAAGUCCGAUUCUUGUUACCCAGAUUGACCUCUCCAAUCAAUUCAAGGAGUUCAUGCAUGUUGGGUUCUCUGCUUCUAAUGGGCAGGGCGCUUCAAUUCAUGUAAUUGAUCAUUGGCAAUUCAAAACUUUUGGGUCUCUCCCCUCAACGAUUCCGGCGGAUACCAGCGAAGAAGGGGACUGUUUCAUAUGCUUUUCGGAGGAACCGAGCAGCUCUGCUGAUUAUUAUGCAAGAAGAAAGAAGGUAGAAGAAAUAGCCUUUGGAUUGGGAGGAUUAGGUGCAUUUGUCUUCUCCGCAGUUGCAAUUUUCGCUGUGAUCUGUUUUUUCUUGAUAAAGAAAAGAGUUCAUAUCAGAAAAUGCAAAGAACGCCUAAAUUGUAAAGUUCAAACGAACAGAGUACCGGGAAGGCUGUCACUUGCAGAGAUAAAAUCAGCUACAAUGGCGUUUAAUCCAAGCAGAAUUGUUGGGGAAGGAGCAUCAGCUACGGUUUAUAGAGGGUCUCUUCCAUCGGGGCGAGAGGUGGCUGUUAAAAGGUUUGAGAGAGCCAAUAGGAUGGAUUGUAUGCGCAAUCCUUUCACCACUGAGUUUGCAACAAUGGUUGGUUGCUUAAGGCACAAGAAUUUGGUUCAGCUUCAAGGAUGGUGCUGCGAGAGAAAUGAACUCGUCCUGGUUUAUGAGUACUUGCCCAAAGGAAGCCUCAACAAAGUUCUUCACAAACAUUCAAAUUCAGCGAUUGUUCUGUCAUGGAACCAAAGGCUUAGUAUAGUUCUUGGCGUUGCAUCUGCUCUGACGUAUCUUCAUGAAGAAUGCGAGAGGCAAAUAAUCCACAGAGAUGUCAAGACUUGCAACAUAAUGCUUGAUGCCGAGUUCAACGCAAAACUUGGAGAUUUUGGUUUGGCAGAAGUCUAUGAACAUAGUUCUGUUACAAGGGAUGCUACUAUACCUGCAGGAACUAUGGGUUACCUUGCUCCUGAAUAUGUCUAUUCCGGUGUUCCGACGAAGAAAACCGAUGUUUACAGCUUUGGAGUUGUGGUGUUGGAGGUUGCAACAGGGAGAAGACCUGUUGAUGAUGGUGGAAAAGUGCUUGUGGAUUUGGUUUGGGAGUUGUGGGGAAAGGGGAAACUAAUUGAGGCUGCUGAUCGCAGGUUGAUGGGAAAGUUUGAUGUGGUGGAGAUGGAGAGGAUGCUUCUGGUGGGUCUUUCGUGUGCUCACCCAGAUCACGAGAAGAGGCCGCCGGUGAAGGAAGCAGCAAGGAUUCUUAGAGGAGAAGCGCCACUUCCAUUGUUGCCGGCGAGGAAACCAAGAGUUAAGAUUCGGCCUGUUUUGCCUGAUGAUUCUUCUGCUGAAGAUUGUCAGAGUCUUGAUGACCUGCCGUGGAUGACUCCUAAGAGCCAUCUUAGCAAGGAUUAG